Molecule: messenger RNA, 1718 nt
Organism: Phragmites australis (common reed)
Lineage: Eukaryota; Viridiplantae; Streptophyta; Magnoliopsida; Poales; Poaceae
Exons: 14
Coding region: 100-1461 (453 amino acids)
Biological process (GO): protein localization to cell surface; attachment of GPI anchor to protein
Cellular component (GO): membrane; GPI-anchor transamidase complex
Source: RefSeq, a predicted model, not a curated record
AGCAAUCAAAACAGGCCCACUACCACAAACUGCUCAGGUCACUGCCGAGACGAGACGAGGCAGCUGCUUGCUCAGAUCGGAGUUGCGGCGUCGGCUCCGAUGGCGAUCCGGCACUACUGGUUGAUGGCCGCGGCGGCCGUCGGGUUCCGCCUCGUCCUGGUACUCUUUGGCGGCGACCUCCAACUCGCCUCCCGUCCCGAGGUCUCCACCCCGCUCACCUCCCUCCGCCGCCUUGCGGAAGGCUACUGGCUGAAGCAGGCGUCCAUGUCGCCGUACUCUGGUUCUAUGUAUCAUGGUUCCCCUUUGCUGCUAUUUGUUUUUGGUCCGUUAACUAAGAACAGGUCUGAUGGAAAACAGGCUCAUAUUUAUUGCAGUUUGAUUUUUGUGGCUGUAGAUUUUCUAGCUGCCAUGCUCAUCCGAGCUACUGGGCAUAGACUCCAAAUGACACGGAACAGAAGCUUCAAGUCACUUGACCUCACAAAAGCCGUUAAUAAUUCAGCUAAUGUAAGCGCUGGAGAUGUUGCUUCUCUCAUAUAUUUGUGGAACCCUUGGGCAAUAGUCACUUGUGUGGGUUCAUGUACAUCACCAAUCGAGAAUUUAAUGGUUGUGAUAAUGAUAUAUGGAGCCUGUUCACGUCUGGCUCCUCUUGCUGCCUUUGGAUAUGUUAUGGCCGCACAUCUCUCUCUUUAUCCUGCAAUUCUCAUUGUUCCGGUCAUUCUUUUGUUGGGGUAUGGUCCAGAUACUCCUCCAACAAAAGUAUAUCUUCUAAAAGGCUCAAGUGCCAGUAAAAAUGGCAUGCCAGACAAUGAUAAAAGAAAUAACCUAAGAGCUGUUCAACAAUUCUCAUUGAAACCAGUGCUUCACUUCAUAUUUUGGGUGUUUAUCUGGUCAUGCUAUGUGUUGCUAUUGAGCAGCAUAAUUCUGAAGAAGUUUGGUGGCCUCCACGAGAUGUUUGAAAAGACCUAUGGUUUUAUCCUUACAGUGAAGGACCUCUCACCAAAUAUUGGUGUUUUAUGGUACUUCUUUGCUGAAGUCUUUGACUUCUUCAGAAAUUUCUUUCUUAUGGUCUUCAAUAUGAACAUUAUUUUUAUGGUCUUACCAUUGGCCAUCCGUUUGAAGCAUCGCCCGUGCUUUCUUGCGUUUGUUUACACAACAAUUGUCGCGAUGUUAAAAUCUUAUCCCUCGGCUGGAGAUUCUGCUCUGUAUCUAGGUCUUCUGGGCUUAUUUGCCAACGAAUUAGCAGAAAUGCAGUUCACCUUCUUCUUAUUUUUCGGAUAUGUUGGAGUGUGUCUCCUUAGCCCUGUCAUGCACAAUCUGUGGAUCUGGAGGGGCACUGGUAAUGCAAAUUUCUACUUUGCCACCGGUUUGGCUUAUACUUGCCUCCAGACUGUACUGGUCGUCGAGAGUGUAAGUUCAAUGAUAAAGCAUGACAGAAAGCUAAGACAACUUGUGACAACUUAAUUUCGCCCAUGGGAUUCUCAGAAGCUUGACAACUCCGAAGGUUUUCUUGCGAUUUUGUUUCUGGUGCUGUUGGAUGCAAACGGCUGGCCUUCUGGAGCUGUUGCAUGCAAACGGCUAGUCAUUUUGGAGCUUGGAGUAGAUGUAGUUAUGUAGGAUGAUGUAUUGUACCACCCACAUUUGUACAAUAUGAAGACCACAAUUCUUUUACAAAGAUUAACGGAACACAACAGGGCUCUCCAUCGGCCUAAUUCUGCUCA